GACAAAGUAACCUCCCAUUGAGUACUUUCGCGUGUGAAGACGUUCGCACAUGGACAACGGAAGUUGGAGUUACACAGAUUUGAGACUGGGUAGUACACAGCUGUGUUGGUGAAGCGAAACAUCGAAAUAUUUUAGGAAAAAGUUACAGCAGAGCAAUGCCUCAAAGUGGUGUUACAGAUAUAGAAGACAUUGUCUCCUCUCAUGAUGUUGGUGUCAACGAUCGUCUCCACAGUAAACACAGCGUUGCUGUGCAUGUUAACAAAUCUCGACACAAACAGGGGUAUACAAGCAAUAAAAGAGAGCUUGAACAUGCUGAAGGGGACAGCUAUAUUCCAGGUUCUCAAAGAAUCCAUGUUAAAACCUGGGGCUGUUCUCACAACAACUCAGACAGCGAGUAUAUGGCAGGUCAGCUUGCAUCAUAUGGCUUCAUUAUUACAGAUAACAAAGAUGAAGCAGAUCUUUGGCUCCUUAAUUCCUGUACUGUGAAAAGUCCAGCAGAAGAUCACUUUCGAAAUGAGAUCACAAUGGCUGAAAAAAUGAACAAAAAAGUGGUGUUGGCAGGAUGUGUUCCUCAGGGUCAGCCGAAUUCUCAAUACAUAAAGGGUCUGAGUGUGGUAGGCGUGCAGCAAAUAGACCGUGUUGUGGAGGUUGUGGAGGAAACCCUUAAAGGUCAUACAGUACGCAUGUUUGGACCCAAGAAACAAAAUGGGAAAAAAGCAGGUGGAGCUUCUUUGAGUCUUCCAAAGAUUCGCAAAAAUCCUCUUAUUGAGAUCAUUGCCAUUAACACAGGAUGCCUAAAUCAGUGUACAUACUGCAAGACUAAGCAUGCCAGGGGUGACCUGGGGAGUUAUCAACCAGAGGAGAUCAUUGAGAGAGCAUUUCAGUCAUUUUCAGAGGGUGUAGUGGAAAUAUGGCUUACUUCAGAAGAUCUUGGUGCAUAUGGUCAUGACAUAGGAGUUACAUUACCGGAACUACUUUGGCAGCUAGUAGAAGUGAUUCCAGAGGGUGCACGGAUGCGGCUUGGCAUGACCAACCCACCAUACAUCUUGGAGCACUUAGAGGAAAUUGUCAAGAUCUUGAAUCAUCCAAGAGUGUACGCAUUUCUCCAUGUUCCUGUACAGUCAGCCUCAGACAGUGUGCUCAUGGACAUGCGGAGAGAAUAUUGUUGCAGUGAUUUUAGACAUGUAGUUGAUUUCAUCAAAGAAAGAGUUCCUAGGGUGACUAUUGCAACAGAUGUUAUUUGUGGCUUCCCUACAGAAACUGAAAAGGACUUUCAAGAGACUUUGGACUUAGUUCAACAUUACAAAUUUCCAAGCCUGUUUAUCAAUCAGUUUUUUCCACGUCCUGGUACACCAGCAGCAAAAAUGGCUCGUGUAUCACCUCAAGAGGUUAAGAAACGCACUCGCAUGAUGUCUGACCUGUUCCAGUCCUACCACCCUUAUACACACUAUCUUGGAGAAAGGCAGCAAGUAUUGGUGACAGAGCUGUCACAUGACAAACAGUUUUUUGUUGGGCACAACAAGAGCUAUGAGCAGGUGCUUGUGCCCAAGGAUGAAGAUUUAAUGGGCAAGAUGGUAGAAGUGGAGAUAAUUGAAACUGGCAAACACUAUAUGAAGGGGAGACUGCUCUCAUCAACAAAAGAGGCUGUGCGUCCAAAUGUACCAUUGCCCCUCAGAAAAGGAGAAGUUUCUGGUCUAGUUCAUGAAAAGUCUAAUGAGGCGGAAGAAAAAGAAGUGUCCCUGGUGCUGAAAGCUGGAGCUGUGAUUCUUGGUUUUGCUAUUUUAUGGAGGAUUUAUGGACUUUUUUCUCGCUUCAGAUGAUGACCUAGGACUUGUUUUUUAAAAUGGGUAAAAACAAACAAAACUGUGCUGAAACUGAAUACAAAGUAGUAAUAAUGUGUUUAUAAUGUAGAUUUUGUCUUCAGUGCAGUUAAUCUUUUUGUGAACUUGUUUAUGCAAAAGAAUUGUUGGUUUUUAAGUCCUCAAAUAUAGAUGGUACACUUGCUGCAAGUCUUGAUCUUGACCUCAUAAUCACCUAGGAGGACAAAAAUUAGUUAAUAAUCUUUCUAGUCUAUUAAACCAAAUGUUUUGGAAAUUGUUUGUGUACAUGCCUUUACAUAUGUACAUGUAUGCAUGUGCAUGCGUGCCAGUCCGCCUGUCCACUCUUAAAUUCUGUGGUAAAUACUAGGGAAUGGCAGAGAAUCAAGAAAGAUAACCAGAUUUGAUAGUGAAAUUCUCACACCUGUCAAACAACUAAUGAUCUUGUGUAUCUUAGAAGAGUGUUUUCUCUUAAAUCUGCUCAGCACUUUAUUUAGUGGAAUAUUUUUGGUGUGUUUGUGCAUAUAUGUAUGCAUGUUGUGUGCAUACUUAUGUGUGUACUCAGUGAUUAUGAUUAUGGCUGUAUGUUAUAAAUAUUGUAAAAGCUCUAAGCAUUAUAAGGUGCUUUUAUGAGUCAAUCAUCAUUAUCUUUGCAGUCCAUAGCCUUUGAAGUGUAAGAUACAUGUAAAAAAAGGAGAAUACACUGAAGAUAUAUUGAAAUAUCUGAGAA
Pomacea canaliculata is the source of this 2547-nucleotide messenger RNA. Its product is annotated as threonylcarbamoyladenosine tRNA methylthiotransferase-like. The transcript is spliced from 15 exons. Gene Ontology annotation, biological process: tRNA methylthiolation. Gene Ontology annotation, cellular component: endoplasmic reticulum. NCBI's taxonomy places the organism in Eukaryota, Metazoa, Mollusca, Gastropoda, Architaenioglossa, Ampullariidae. Bases 156 to 1820 code for a protein of 554 amino acids. Gene Ontology annotation, molecular function: tRNA (N(6)-L-threonylcarbamoyladenosine(37)-C(2))-methylthiotransferase activity; 4 iron, 4 sulfur cluster binding. The record is from RefSeq and is a predicted model, not a curated record.